CCGAGCCGGUCUGCGCAUGCGUGACAGACAUGUGGAAGAAACGUAAAUAGUAGAAACAGGAGGGAUUUUGACUCGUUUAAGCAUUGCAGACAUGUACAGACGAAUAAUCCUGUGUUUCCGCGGUCAGGACACUUUAAACCCAUUACAAAGAGGAACGCGUUGUUUAAUGCGUCGAUACGUGACAAGCGUCAGAUCAGAGGAUGAUAUAAAGAAGUUCAUUAUAGACAAUACAGAAAUAGUGAGCUCCCAAAGCUUGACCCCAGAGAUUUCGUUAAGACUCUUCACCCCCACCUGCCGGUUCUGGACGGAGAAACCUGAAUUAUGGCCUUUCCCUGAUCCUUACUGGGCAAUAUAUUGGCCCGGUGGACAGGCGCUGGCUAGGUAUCUGUUGAAUAACCCCGAGGUGUCUGGAGGCAGAAAGGUGCUGGAUCUCGGCUGUGGUUGUGGAGCAUCAGCCAUUGCUGCCAAACUCACUGGAGCUUCCCAUGUUGUCGCCAAUGACACUGAUCCAAUUGCUGCCGUUGCCACAAAAGUGAACUGUGAACUGAACAAUCUGGAGCCAUUACCUUGUGUGACAGACAACAUGAUCGGCUCAAAACCUGAUGACUGGGACCUCAUUCUUCUCGGAGACAUGUUCUAUGAUGAAGAUCUGGCUGAUCGUCUGCAUAAGUGGCUCCAGACAUGCAUAACCACACACGGAGCACAAGUGCUUAUUGGUGACCCGGGACGGGCUCAGUUUGAAAGCCAUGACAUCAGAAAAUUAUUACAUAAACUGGCUCACUUUGAGCUGCCCGACUCGGUCAAAGAGGAGAACUACGGACUAACAAAUAGCACAGUGUGGUGCUACAACUACAAACCUGAUCUAUAACAGCCAAAGCAUUCAUGCGCAAGUAUAGUAUGGAUGUCAAUAAAACAUCCAUCAUAUCUAUCUAUAUAUAAUUGAUGCUGUUUACUGGAAGCUGUUGAUGUUCAGUGAAACCUAUUCUAGAGCAGAUUACUGUUAUUUCAUACAUAUAUUUUUAUUUAUCAUGUGUUAUAGUACAGUUGAAGUGUUGAAAAUGAAAGGUAGGUAAACAAAACAAUUUUACAUAAAUAUAUUCUUAAAUAUUAAAUAACAUUACAAUGCAAACGAUGUACAAUUUUUAGCAUUUUUUCCAUUAAACAGUGACAAUUAGUUUAAUUGAU
This is a messenger RNA of Cyprinus carpio (common carp), 1185 nucleotides long. RefSeq names its product electron transfer flavoprotein subunit beta lysine methyltransferase (gene etfbkmt). NCBI's taxonomy places the organism in Eukaryota, Metazoa, Chordata, Actinopteri, Cypriniformes, Cyprinidae. Gene Ontology annotation, molecular function: protein-lysine N-methyltransferase activity. Gene Ontology annotation, biological process: peptidyl-lysine trimethylation. Gene Ontology annotation, cellular component: mitochondrial matrix. The record is from RefSeq and is a predicted model, not a curated record.